AUGAGCUCACUGGACAAAUGCAAAGACUUUGCAAUGGAAUCCAAAGUCUGCAAGGAUCUUCUCAUCUACAACAUCAACACAAGACUCAAAUGCGAAGUUGUCAUCUUAAAAACGACGAGUCAACAAGUUCCUGAAGUUUGUGAGGCUUUAUAUACCACCUUGGGUAGGCCCACAAAAAAUGCUGCUCGAAUGAGAAAAAGAUAUUUAGAAGAAUCUAAUAAUGAGAAAAAUAAAAGUUUGGAAGCAAAUAGAAAGAGAAUUAGAUUAACACGUUCACAGGAGUGUUUAAAUCAGCGCGAGGAAAGACUGUCGAAGAUGAGAAGUUACAAUAACGAUAGGUUAUUGCAAAAAUGUGAAGAACAACGCGCUCAUCGUUUAGGUCUGAUAAGAGAGCGACUUUCAAAUGAAACUGAAGACGAACAUUUGCUACGUUUGGAUGCUGCUCGUAACUGUUCUGCAAUGGUGAAACUUCACGAAACUCCCGAGGAGAGAACGCGAUAA
Molecule: messenger RNA, 501 nt
Organism: Parnassius mnemosyne (clouded apollo)
Lineage: Eukaryota; Metazoa; Arthropoda; Insecta; Lepidoptera; Papilionidae
Source: the annotation of a GenBank genome assembly